Molecule: messenger RNA, 1233 nt
Organism: Mesorhabditis spiculigera
Lineage: Eukaryota; Metazoa; Nematoda; Chromadorea; Rhabditida; Rhabditidae
Source: the annotation of a GenBank genome assembly
AUGAGAGCCAUUGGGCCUUACUUUACCGCUGUUUCCUUCUUCGGUGUCUCUGCCGUCGACACGUAUACAAGCAUCUACACGCCACUGAUCGUGUUCUUCUCGUACCUCUGCAUUCUUUGUGUUGAAUGGUUCGGGCAUCCAAUCAGCUGCGCGGCCGAUCAACCUGUUGGCGCUGAUUUGCUUGACAAGCAUCAUCUCGUCAUAGAAUUCUGCAGAAGGGAAGCAGCGGAAUUCCUUAAUAUUCGUCGCCAUUUGCCCACCGUCGGCGACUAUCAGUGGCUACGAAUUGCCCUGUUCCUCGGUUGUCUGCUCUUCUUCGUGCCGCAUAUCUUCUGGGUGCUAGGCCGAACUUUUUCGGUUUAUCCCUUUACUUCGGCGUUGCGGUGCUUCAUCACGCUACGGGGGCAUACGAGAGAAGAGACGCGAGCAAUACUAGCUGAAAAGAUGGAUGGCAUCGUGAAGAUUCGCUCUUCAAUGCGAUCCAAAAGAAAGAAUCCACUUUUGCUGUCUCCAAUAUCGAUCCUCUACGUCAUAUUCAAGACCAUCGUCAUCUUGUGCACUCUGCUGCUGAACGUCUUCAUCUUUGGCACGUUGAUCAAGAUGCCAACAUCUGAGGAGGCCGGCCUAUUUUCUCGAUCAUUUUGGACAAACCAUCAUGAAGCUCAUGGGCUCUUUGCCCAGCUCGCCGUGUGUUACUUUCCAUACAGGUUCACGAUCAAUAUCCCGGAGACAAGAUACACAUGUGUGCUCACACUCAACGCCGUCACCGAGAAGCUGUACAUCGUCCUCUUCCUCUGGCUCACUACGAUGAUUGUGCUGAACACGAUAAGCACGCUUUAUUGGGUGACCUAUUUGGCCAGUGCAAGGCGUCGGAAGCACCAGAUGACGGAGUGGUUCAAGUUGGGGCAACCGAACAUUUGCUUGCUGUCCAACCAACGCCGAGUGGACCGUUUCAUACGGCACCUCGGCAGCGACACUUGGCUGCUCUUGUCUGUGUCGGGCCAACGCGGUGGGCUCUUCAUCGCUGCGCAAGCCAUCUCAGCGUUAUGGACCAGUUUCCUACGGCUUGACGAGCAAUCGGCUCUCAAGCCCGUACGGAAGUCAACAACAAGCAUAUGGUCCUCAGGAUACGAUGGCCCAGUUCCCGAGCUGCCCAUCGUCACCGGCACCUUGGACGACGCGGAAACGACAAGCCUCAACUCUGAUGUCAACCAACAUAUCUCAAGCCUCCCA